ACUACUCAUAGUCAUAUUGCGUUGCUUUUUCUUCUUCACUUACUCACUCCCACUGACAUUACAUAACAGACUUUUGAAGUCAUAGAAAGAGAAAAACAAAACUCGGGAACUGAGCUCUAAACCCAGCUCAAGAACAACUUCAACAACAACUCACUGCAACCUCCAUCCAUCCAUCCAUCUAUUUUCACCAUUUCCAUAAAACUAGGGUUUCUCACCUUUCAACCCAUUCAGUCUCACAAAAUCAUCUCCACCAGCCGCAGCAAAAGAUUUCCAUUUUCAAGUACAGUGGGUCAGAGGACUCUAGAACUCAAUUAUUUUACCUGCUUGAUUAUUUUUGUAAAGGAAACACACAAGCAUGCAGACACCGAAAGCAAAAACUGGAUGCAAAUGGAAUGUAGUUGACAAAGUAGUUUUAUGGAUGAUAGUGAGGAGAGAGAUUGGUGAACAUUAGGCGUGUGAAUGAUCUUGCUUAUCUAUUUAAUAAUGAAGCAUGGUGGCAUGUACAUCAAACGGAGAAUGCAAUCCAACUUAAUAGUGAUGAUUGAUUGAGAUUGCCAUGUUCUUAAUUACAAGUCAAGCUAUGCUAAACACAGUAUAUGCAGAUGGUAAAGUAUACUGUUUGUCUAUCUACCGUGUCUUAUCCUCCAUCGAACUGGCUCCUCAGAAGUACCUCAAAGAAAAUCCCCAAGAACACCUCGAACCGCUCGUCAACUUAAAACUCCAAGCUCAGAUCCUGAUUCCGUUUCCACUUCUCCACUUGCUGCUAGUAAGACACCCAAAGAGAGAAGUCCUAGGGUGGUGACUGACCGGAAAUCACCACGAUGUUUAGCCACUGAGAGUAAAGGGCAUAGCAAAGUGGCUGAAUUGGGAUUACAGCUUUCUCAACUUCAGGAGGAACUCAAGAAAACAAGCGACCGAUUGAGUACAUCUGAAUCACAUAAAAGACAAGCCCAACAGGAGGCAGAAGAAGCAAAGAAACAACUUUCAGAUAUGUCUGCAAAGCUUGAACAAUCCCAACAGCAGGUGCUAGAGCUCUCUGCUUCGGAGGAAGAUCGUGUUCAAGAACUGCACAAAAUUUCUCAGGAUCGUGAUCGAGCGUGGCAGUCUGAGCUUGAGGCUGUUCAAAAGCAACAUUCGAUGGAUGCUGCUGCAUUGGCCUCUGCCAUUAACGAAGUUCAGAGGCUCAAGGUCCAGUUGGAGAUGGUGUCUGAAUCUGAGUUAACCCGAAGCAAGCUUGCUGAGUCUUCACAAACCGAGAUAGAUCAUUUAAGAACAAAACUCUCGGAGACUCUAUCCCUAGUUGAAAAACUGAAAGAGGAGCUUAGUUAUUGUAGAGAAUCCGAAACUCAAGCCCUUGAAGUUGCAAGGAAAAACCAAAAUCAAUUUGAAACAGCCAAGGCAGCUGUGGAAAAGCUCCAAUCAGAUGCAAUCAAAGCCGUUGAGGCUUACAACUCUUUGUCCUUAGAGUUGGAGCAAUCAAAAGCUCAGAUUGAAUCACUGGAGGGACAGAUCAGAGAGAAUCAGAAAGGUCUAGUAGAUUCUACGAGCAAUGGUUUGGUGGGUCCCCAGGAAAACAAUGGGAAGGAUGAAAUCAAUUUGAUAAAAACGGAGCUCACUUCUAUGAGACUAGAAGCAGAUAGAUCAAAAUCUGCAUUAGCCGCAGCUGAGACUCGGUACGAGGAGGAAUAUGUUCGAUCAGCAUUGCAAAUUAGAAUUGCUCACGAACUCGUGGAACAAAUGAAAGUAGAGUCACGUCAGAAAGAGGCAGAAUUGAAAGCAGAACUUGAGGAGGCCAGAGCAAAUUUAGACCAGUUGAAAGUAGACCUUAAAGAGAAAGAAACGCAAUUGUGUAGUGUUGUGGAGGAAAACAAGGAGCUCAACUCAGAGGUGAGCAGAAUCAUUCCAGUCGACCGGGGGUCUGAACUAGCUAUGGAGCUAAAGAAGUUAGAGGCUGAUAUGGGGGAGUUGAAGAGCAGGCUGUUGGAAAAGGAGACAGAGUUGCAUAGUACAAUGGUGGAAAAUGAAGCACUUAAGAAGAAGAUCGAGAAGAUAGAUAUGGAAAGGAAGUCUGAACUAGCAGUGGAGUUUAAGAAAUUGGAGACUGAUACGGCAGAGUUGAAGACCAGGCUCUUGGAAAAGGAGACGGAGUUGCAAAGUACAACACAAGAAAAUGAUGCACUUAAGAUGGAAAUUGAGAAGAUAAAAAUAGAAACAAAUAAGAUCAACGAAGAAGCAGUUACUAUGGCAGAAACAACCAAGGCUGCAGAGCAAGAAGCACUGAUGAAACUCAAGCAUGCAACAGAAGAGGCAGAUAACAGCAACAGAAGAGUGGCCCGAGUUGCCGAGCAGUUAGAUGCUGCACAGGCUGCUAACUCUGAAAUGGAGGCUGAGUUGAGGAGGUUAAAAGUGCAAGCAGACCAGUGGAGGAAAGCAGCUGAGGCAGCCGCUGCAAUACUCUCAACUGGAAACAAUGGGAAGAUUGUUGAUAGAAUAGUAUCUUUGGAUAACAAUUAUCCUCUGGGCUCACCGUACUCGGAAGAUCUCGACGAUGAGUCGCCAAAGAAGAAGAAUGGAAAUAUGUUGAAGAAGAUUGGAGUUUUGUGGAAGAAAAACCAGAAGUAAACUGAAUAAACUACUGAAGAAUAUUGUAUGAAUGUCUGUUAGUAGGAUGUUUUAUUGUUCUCUUCUUUUCUGGCUUUUACUUUCCCCAUUGCCAUUUGGCUUGUUUUAUGUUUGAAGACUUCUGUAAUAUGUAUUUUAUGCCGUGGCUACAAAUGGGCAAUGUAUAACUCUACUUUUCAAUGUC
Cucumis melo (muskmelon) is the source of this 2806-nucleotide messenger RNA. Its product is annotated as interactor of constitutive active ROPs 3-like. The transcript has 5 exons. Bases 991 to 2622 code for a protein of 543 amino acids. Lineage: Eukaryota; Viridiplantae; Streptophyta; Magnoliopsida; Cucurbitales; Cucurbitaceae. The record is from RefSeq and is a predicted model, not a curated record.